AUGAACUGUCUAUACAUAUUCAGAGGUAGUGGAAAUUCAUUACCUCAAUUCUCAAACUCUCCAAUACGGAUGUAUGGCAAGGAGUAUAAACCACCAGAUAUACCAAAAGAUGAACAACAGGAUGAUGCAUCUGAAAUGGCAUCAGAGAGUAGUGGUAAUAAUAGUAAUAGUAUUGUAAAUGAUGAUAAUAAUAGUAAUAGUAGUGUAAAUAGUAAUAGUAAUAAUAAUAAUAAUAACAAUAGUCAGAAUCAUAAUCAAUUUAUUGAAGAAUUUUUAGAGGACUUUUCAAACAAACUUUGGUGCUCCUAUAGACAGGGGUUUGAAUGUAUUGGAGACUCUUUAUUCGAGAAUGAUUGUGGAUGGGGAUGUAUGUUGAGAUCAGGCCAAAUGUUGUUGGCAAAUGUAUUGUUGUUAAAUAGUCCAAUUGGAAAGGAUUGGAAGAAACCACAAAAUGGAGAAUACCCAGAAGACUUUUACAAGGUUGUAAGAUUAUUUUUGGAUAGACCAUCUGCACCCUUUUCAAUUCAUAAUAUUGCUUUACAUGGCCGAAAUCAUCUUGGAAAGAGUAUCGGUGAAUGGUUUGCACCUUCAAAUAUUUCAAAUGCUAUAAGAGCAUUGGUUUAUAAAUAUGAUAAUCAUUUAAAUGGUACUAGUGAAGAGGAUAGCAGCGAUGAGGAGAAAGAAGGAAAGAAGAAAAAGGGAGAUAAUCAAUGUAACCUAUCUGUAUAUGUUUCAGAUGAUGGAUCAUUGUAUAUAGACCAAUUGUUGGAGAUUGCUCUUAGGAGUGAUGGUAGUUGGAUGCCUCUUCUCAUUUUAAUUCCAACUAAAUUGGGAAUAGACACUAUCAAUGAGAUAUAUUAUCGUCCUCUUUUGGAUAUUUACACGUUCCCUCAAAACUUGGGAAUUGUAGGUGGCAAGCCUCGUGCUUCACUCUACUUUAUAGCCUCUCAAGAUGAUAACCUUUUCUAUUUGGAUCCUCAUACAGUUCAAAAUUCAAUUGAAUCUGAUUCAGAUUUUUCUUUAUCAUCUUAUUUUUGUAAUAUACCAAAGAAAGCAAAUAUAUCAGAAGUUGAUCCUUCGUUGGUAAUCCCAUUCUUUUGCAGUACAAAAGAAUCAUUUCUUGAUUUUUUGGAAAGAUCAAAAAAACUGGAAUCAUCUAGUGAGUUCCCAUUAUACAACAUACAAGAGAAAGCACCCAACUAUCAAAAAGAUGACAUCUCUUUUGAUGAAGAAGAUGAAACAUCAGAGGAAAUCGAUUUCGAAUCAGAAUAUCAUAUGUUUAGUAGUAGCGAUAGAUAA
Messenger RNA from Cavenderia fasciculata, 1299 nucleotides. RefSeq lists its product as uncharacterized. The record is from RefSeq and is a predicted model, not a curated record. NCBI's taxonomy places the organism in Eukaryota, Evosea, Eumycetozoa, Acytosteliales, Cavenderiaceae. Gene Ontology annotation, molecular function: protein-phosphatidylethanolamide deconjugating activity. Bases 1 to 1299 code for a protein of 432 amino acids. The transcript has 6 exons.